AUGUGUGUACGAGUUGAAAAAGUUGCUGCAUCGCUUGUGCCGGAAUUUCUCAGUCGGAAGGUAGGUGGAGAUCUGUGCACAUAUGAAAUUGGAAUAAAAUGCAAACGCUAGUUAGCUCUCAAGUUGGCUAACGCGUUACAUAGCCUGUCUAAAGUAACGUUCAAAACACCACCAUUCAAUCUGGAGUUGUAGGUAGUGUACAAACAGAGAAUAUUAGAGAACGUAGCUAGCAUUAUUAGCAAUAACUUGAAGUCAGUUCAGUGAUGAAGUCAUCUCAGAUGUUUUGAGAAUGUUUAAGCUUUACAGGUAACGUUACAGUUAAACUAGCUAACAGCAGGCUCAGUCCAUGUUUGUUUAGUUUACCUGUACACACUACGGGGACUCAAGAAAACGAUUGCUUGCAUGGAUGAAGAGCAUCCCCGUAUAGAUGCCAACAUCAACAAUAGAUCCGACCUGCGACAAAUUCUUCACCUGGACGGUCUAUCUAAGAAAAACAAGGUAAUCCAGCUAGCUAGCUAA
Coregonus sp. 'balchen' is the source of this 519-nucleotide messenger RNA. The record is from the annotation of a GenBank genome assembly. NCBI's taxonomy places the organism in Eukaryota, Metazoa, Chordata, Actinopteri, Salmoniformes, Salmonidae.